AUGCUGGGAACCUGGGUGCUGCUGCUGCUGGGCCUCAGGCUACAUCUGUCCCUUGGCUUCAUCCCAGUGGAGGAGGAGAACCCAGCCUUCUGGAACCAAAAGGCAGCCGAGGCCUUGGAUGCCGCCAAGAAGCUACAGCCCAUUCAGACAUCAGCCAAGAACCUCAUCAUCUUCCUGGGGGAUGGGAUGGGGGUGCCCACGGUGACAGCCACUCGGAUCCUAAAGGGACAACUGAAUGGCCAUCUGGGACCUGAGACACCACUAGCCAUGGACCUCUUCCCAUACAUGGCUCUGUCCAAGACAUACAGCGUGGACAGACAGGUACCAGACAGUGCAAGUACAGCCACAGCCUAUCUAUGCGGGGUCAAAGCCAACUACAAGACCAUUGGCUUGAGUGCAGCAGCUCGUUUUGAUCAGUGCAACACGACAUUUGGAAACGAAGUCUUCUCGGUGAUGUACCGUGCCAAGAAAGCAGGAAAGUCUGUGGGAGUGGUGACCACCACCAGGGUGCAGCAUGCUUCUCCAGCUGGCACUUAUGUUCACACGGUGAACCGCAACUGGUAUGGAGAUGCUGACAUGCCUGCCUCAGCACUGCAGGAAGGCUGCAAGGACAUCGCCACUCAGCUCAUCUCCAACAUGGACAUCAAUGUGAUCCUUGGUGGGGGCCGAAAAUACAUGUUUCCUGAGGGGACGCCAGACCCUGAGUAUCCAAAUGAUGUUAACGCAACUGGAACCAGGCUGGAUGGACGGAACCUGGUAGAGGAGUGGCUGUCCACGCGCCAGGGAUCCCGGUAUGUUUGGAACCGUGAAGAGCUCAUUCAGGCAUCCCUGGAUCCAUCAGUGACAUACCUCAUGGGUCUCUUUCAGCCUGUAGACACAGAAUUCGAGAUCUACCGAGACCGCAUGCUGGACCCGUCCCUGAAGGACAUGACAGAGGCAGCCCUUCGAGUGUUGAGCAGGAACCCCAAAGGGUUCUACCUCUUUGUGGAGGGGGGCCGCAUCGACCGUGGUCAUCACCUGGGCACAGCUUACCUGGCGCUGACAGAAGCUGUCAUGUUCGACUCUGCCAUCGAAAGGGCAAGCGAACUCACCAGUGAGCAGGACACGCUGACCAUUGUCACCGCUGACCACUCCCAUGUCUUCUCUUUUGGUGGCUACACACUUCGGGGGACCUCCAUCUUUGGACUGGCCCCCCUCAAGGCUUCGGAUGGCAAGUUCUACACCUCCAUCCUGUACGGCAAUGGCCCGGGUUAUGUUGGUACAGGCGAACGGCCCAAUGUCACAGCUACGGAAAGCAGUGACCCCACAUACAGGCAGCAGGCGGCUGUGCCCGUGGGGUCUGAGACCCAUGGCGGCGAGGACGUGGCCAUAUUCGCGCGUGGCCCGCAGGCUCACCUGGUGCACGGAGUGCAGGAGCAGAAUUACAUCGCGCAUGUCAUGGCCUUUGCUGGUUGCCUGGAGCCCUACACCGACUGCCGCCUGGCGCCCCCUGCCGACCAGAGCAGCAGCACCACCACCCCAGGUCAGAGCCACCCCAACAGCCCCGGACAGAGCGCAGUCGGGAACCUGGGCCCAGCCACUGCCCCGCUGUCCCUGCCACUGCUGGUUGGAACACUGCUGUUGCUGGUCGGGGCAACGCCCUGA
Messenger RNA from Nannospalax galili (Upper Galilee mountains blind mole rat), 1644 nucleotides. Its product is annotated as intestinal-type alkaline phosphatase. The record is from RefSeq and is a predicted model, not a curated record. NCBI's taxonomy places the organism in Eukaryota, Metazoa, Chordata, Mammalia, Rodentia, Spalacidae. Gene Ontology annotation, biological process: dephosphorylation. Gene Ontology annotation, cellular component: plasma membrane. The transcript is spliced from 11 exons. Gene Ontology annotation, molecular function: alkaline phosphatase activity. Bases 1 to 1644 code for a protein of 547 amino acids.